AUGGGUGAGAUUGUGUCUAAUCAGCUUUUCGUAGCUGGAUAUAGUCGCAGCAAAGUGACUGACGAGAGAGAUGUGAGAGAAAUCUUUAGAAAGUAUGGGUCACUCAAGGAAGUGGCAUACAAGGGCUCCUACUCUUUUAUAACUUUCAGCAAUGAGGAUGAAGCUAAAGAGGCUCUUACAGAGAUGAAUGGAACAACACACAAUGGCCAGAAAUUAAAAGUGGAUGUUGUCGACAAUCGCAAGGGGAGAAGAACUGGACCCAAUGAAAGUGACGAAUGUUUCAAAUGUGGCAGAGGAGGUCACUGGGCCAGAGAUUGUCCCAAGGGCAGAUCACCUCACAGAAGCAGAAGAUACUCAAAUUCCAAAUCCAGACAUCACAGGAGAAGAUCCGGUUCAAGAUCCCGUUCAUCUUACUCGUCUUCCCGUUCCAGAAGAAGAAAUAGAGAUCACCGCAAUAGACGCAGAUAUAGCAACAGUCCAAAGAGAGGCGAAGAGCAAAAAAAGGGGAAUUACAACAAGAGAAGGUCGCCUUCAGACUCUUAGCAUCAUUCCUCGUCUUGAAUAAGCAUGGGCAAAACAAAAACACAUUUUAUUAUUCAACAUUAUUCUAAUUUAAAAAAUAA
Messenger RNA from Paramecium tetraurelia, 623 nucleotides. RefSeq lists its product as uncharacterized. The record is from RefSeq and is a predicted model, not a curated record. The transcript has 4 exons. Gene Ontology annotation, molecular function: RNA binding; zinc ion binding. Lineage: Eukaryota; Ciliophora; Oligohymenophorea; Peniculida; Parameciidae.